Messenger RNA from Arabidopsis arenosa, 900 nucleotides. NCBI's taxonomy places the organism in Eukaryota, Viridiplantae, Streptophyta, Magnoliopsida, Brassicales, Brassicaceae. The record is from the annotation of a GenBank genome assembly.
CUCAAAAAUGACGAUCUCCGCUAUUUCAAAAAAGAAAAUGAGAACCUCCUCUACGUCGCCGAUGAAAGACGAAGAGCCAAGAAACUGGGUGGAUCUUCCGUCGGAGUUGACGUCUUUGAUCCUGAUCCGUCUUAGCGUGACUGAUAUUCUGGACAACGCUCGGAAGGUGUGCAGCCCGUGGCGACGCAUCUGUAAAGACCCUUCGAUGUGGCGGAAAAUCGACAUGCGAGACUUGGCAAACCGCAGAAUGUUCAAGUACAAUGCAUAUAGCAUGCGCCGCAGGUGCCGUGACGCUGUUGAUCUCAGCCAGGGCGGCUUGCUAGAGAUCAAAAUUGAUCGCUUCGUGAACGAUUCUCUCCUCAGCUACAUCGCCGAUAGAUCAAGUAAUCUGAAAAGUUUUGCACUUCCAGUCUGUUACCCAUCGAUAACAACGAUAGAAGAACUUGUUAACGCAAUCGCGAAAUUUCCAUUUCUUGAAACCCUCGAGUUCUUCGACUUUUUGUUUAUACUGGAUUUGAAAGCUAUAGGCCACGCUUGCCCACAGCUAAAGACAUUGAAGAUAAACUUCUCAGGCUACACCCCUUGUGAUGAUGAUGAUGCCAUAGCAAUCGCUGAAAGCAUGCCCGAACUACGCCAACUCCAGCUUAUGGGGAACGGACGACUAACCGACACAGGCUUGAACGCCAUUCGUGACGGUUGUCCUCAUCUGGAACACCUUGACAGACGUGAUGAAUCUCCUGGGGAUCACGAUCGCCAUGAGAUCGUGACUAGAGCUUCAGAUUGUGAUCCUUAUGAGAUCAUAAUCGGUUGUUCAUAGUUAUCGUUUUAUCUUCUUGUGUAAUCUGUGUUUGUGUGAUUGUAAUCAAUAGCAAUAGAGAUCUAUAAAGGAUUUUGUGAGUU